Vidua macroura (Pin-tailed whydah) is the source of this 2297-nucleotide messenger RNA. It is a transcript of the gene PHOX2A, whose product is annotated as paired like homeobox 2A. The coding region runs from base 428 to 1252 and encodes 274 amino acids. Gene Ontology annotation, biological process: regulation of transcription by RNA polymerase II. The transcript is spliced from 3 exons. Gene Ontology annotation, molecular function: RNA polymerase II transcription regulatory region sequence-specific DNA binding; DNA-binding transcription factor activity, RNA polymerase II-specific. NCBI's taxonomy places the organism in Eukaryota, Metazoa, Chordata, Aves, Passeriformes, Viduidae. The record is from RefSeq and is a predicted model, not a curated record.
GGAUGGGAUGGCGAUGGGACAGGGAUGAUACAAAGGGAUGGGGACACGGGGGGAAGGUCCAAGCGCUGGUCCCAGAGCAGGCCCGCCGAGUGCUGCUCCGGGGGGUGCCCAGGGGCCGCUGUCCCCCCACCCCCUGCCCCGAAGUAGCGGCUGCCGGAGUCGGUCCGAGGUGAGGGGUGCGUGUGCCCACGAAGGGUUAAGGGGGGCGGGGGGCUGAGGGGAGGGGGGUGUCGGCUCCGCCCGCUCCCGCCGUCCCCGGGAGAUAUUGUCAUGCAAAAGCCCCCGGCAAGCGCAGCCUUUGUCCGCGCUCCCCCCACCAGUAUAUUAACCGGCUGGGGCGGCGGCGGUGGCGGGGGCGGGCGGGGGCCCGGCGGGCAGGAGGCGGCGGGGACGGGCGGGCGGCAGCCGGGGCCGCACCGGGCUCGCCAUGGACUACUCCUACCUCAACUCCUACGAGUCCUGCGUGGCCGCCAUGGAGGCGAGCUACGAGUUCAGCCCCUGCAGCCAGGCGGGCUCCUUCCAGUACAGCCCCAUGCGGGGGGGCUUCGGGCCUGCGCCCGCCUGCGCCCCCCUCGCCUCCGCCAGCUGCGCCCUGGGUGCCCUCCGUGACCACCAGCCCUCGCCCUACUCGGCAGUUCCCUACAAAUUCUUCUCAGACCCAUCGGGGAUCAACGAAAAGCGGAAGCAGCGGCGGAUCCGGACAACAUUCACCAGCUCCCAGCUGAAGGAGCUGGAGAGGGUCUUUGCCGAGACCCACUACCCUGACAUCUACACCCGCGAGGAGCUGGCCCUCAAGAUCGAUCUCACUGAGGCAAGGGUGCAGGUGUGGUUCCAGAACCGUCGCGCCAAAUUCCGCAAGCAGGAGCGCGCGGCCAAUGCCAAGGGUGCCAGCGGCACCGGCAGCACCGGGAAGAAGUCAGAGCCACGCUCCUCCUCAGAAGACGACGAAUCCAAGGAAUCCAACUGCAGCCCGACUCCAGACAGCACGGCAUCCCUGCCUGCUGCUGCCAUCGGCAGCCCCGGUGGCAGCUUGAGCCCCAGCCCUGGCGCGGGGGCACCCCUGGGACCCGGCCAUGCCCCACAACCCCUCAAAGCACCCCUCUGGGCAGGGGUGGGGGGCGGCAGCGGUGCCCCCAACACGGCCGAGCUGCUGAAGGCCUGGCAGCCCGCCGAGGCUGUGCCGGGACCCUUCUCCGGUGUCCUCUCCUCCUUCCAUCGGAAACCAAACGGCAUCAAGACAAACCUCUUCUGAUCGCUGAAUUACCAGAUCCGGCUGCCCCCCAAACCCCCCUCGGCCCCCACCCUGCACACUCCACCCACCGCCCCCACCACGGACCCAGCCACGAUACUUCAGCAAACCGGGAGAGGGAGCAGGGACCGCCCCCUGCCACCUCCCGGACCCUGCGCUGAUGGGGCGGACCCGGAGUGGGAGCAGCUCCCACCGACACCCGUGGGUGCUGUGGGACCAUGGGGGUGCAAGGCAGGGGACACCACCCCCAUGCUCAGCCAGCAUGCUCCUGGCAAAGCCUUUGGGUCUGGGGGCUCCCAGUGCACUCCAGGGGUGGGGGCAGAUGUGGAGCUCCCCAUAGCACUGUGGGUGCUCCAGCAUCGCCCCAGGAGACACCUCUCUCAAUGGUCUGUGCCGCUGGGCUGGGGGUGAGAAAGCACUUUAUGGGGGGGCCUCUGGGGUCCACUGGGUGGGCAGUGCCAGGGAGUCCGGUAUGGAGAUGCCCGUUGGUGUGGGGAGGGGUUGAUUUCACCCAGAUCCUACCUGCUAACAUGGAUUCCCCCCCAGCAGCACCCUGACAGGAAGAAGACACACACCCCCCCACCCCCGAAGACUGUGGGGAGUAAAUGCAGGGCUGGGAGGUUCAGCACUCACCUGCAUUGCUGCAGGUGUUGCCAAUGGGGACAGGACACCACAACUGCUGGGGGUGAGGUGGCCCCUUGAGGGGGGUAAUGGGGGAUGGACCCCCUGUCGCAGCCAGUGGGAUGUCUCAGAGCAGCCAUGACCCCUUGCCAGCAGUAGGUUGUGUGCUCCCACUGAAACUGGCAUGAGUGCUGCUGGGACCCCCCGCGCAACCCUGUGACCUCCCAGAGGGUUCCCGAAGCAGGGGGAUGGUGCUGGUGGGCCCCUCGUGCCCAGCCACCAGUGCUGCUGUGCUGGUGGGUUUCAUGGCAUGGUGAGGAUGCUGGCAGCCCAUCUAUAGACCCCUGUUCCCCUGUAUCCCUCCCAGCUCCCCCGAGGUGGGUUCUCCACUUUUGUUUUUUUUAACCAUUCUGUAAUUUAUUACCCA